AUGUCGAAAAUUGAGCGUCUGAACGCCCGUGUGGCGAAGCUGCUGACGGUGGCGGUGCAUGAGGUUUUGGAGGUGGUGAAAGAGACUGUGUCUGAGUACCAGGAGAAAACAGCCAGAACUCAGAGAGAGAACUUGAGUCUGAGGAGGAGACUGCAGGAACUCCAGGACAAGAUGAAGAGAGAGAACACAGGUGAGAUUCAAUGAUUGUGGCUGAAGUAGUAGGCCUAGUUUACUGUAAGUAUGAGGAGGGCCUGACUUUCUGCUCUGAGUCUAUGUUGUUGGGUUGCUCAGAUGAGACUGCUAUCAAGUUGUUGGGUGUAGUUUUCGUCAAAAGCACAUGUAGCAGAAACUAGGUCUAAUUCUGAUGUUUAGAUAGUCCUUUAGUUAUUCAUCUGUGGGGACAGAUGAGAAGCAUUGUGAUAUGCCUGAUAAAAUUAAUACAGUCAACAAUUGUUACUCUCUAAAAUGUGGUGUGUGGUUUUCUGAUACUAUCUUUGUCUUUGGCAGCUCAACAGUCUGCCACUGCUCCCACAGCCAUUUCAGGUAAAACCGAGCAGGAGGAGGGAAGCGAGGGCAGCCCCUGGCCGAUUCAACAGGACCCAGAGUCUACACAGCACGAGGACAAACCAGUGCUCACCCAGAAACCGUGGAGGAGACUGGAGGAAGAGUACAACAACUCACUGGAGCUAGACCACUUGGAGGACUCCGAGACUGAGUGUAAUGUCACACUAACGUUAGCUGAGCGUAGCGGAGCGCCUCCCGAGAGGUUGUCACAGGUGACUGUAUACAUGCCUCACUCUCUAUGUGACGCCGACCUAGACUCCAUGCACACAGGACAUAUGUCCUCCAACAUGUUACCCCUAAGCCAUCCCAGCUCUCCUCCUCACCCAGGUCUGUCCUCGGGUGAAAUCAAAACCGAACCUGACCACCUGGAAUAUUCCUCUGCCCCCCAAGAGCCCCCAGACCAGAACCAAUUUUUUGAGUGUGAAGACUCGGAUAGUAGCGCAACGCAAAAUCACAGUGCCCCGGAACCCAUGCAGAACAACCCGGAAAUGCACGGCAUAGUGCACUACAUCAACGCAGAAGGUCUAAACACCUUUGUGGACUCGUUUCCCUUCGCAUGUCACCCAGAGUUGGUCCAGGACGCCAGGCGACAACACAGGCCUCUGCUUAGGCGUGAGGAGAGCCACAGCUGCAUUCUGUGCGGGAAGACGUUCAGCCGGAUCGGGAAUCUUCGGAUCCACCAGCGCUGUCACACAGGGGAGAAACCCUAUUGCUGCCUGCACUGUGGGAGACGCUUCAGUCACGCUGGGAACCUGCAGAAACAUAAGAGGGUCCACACUGGGGAAAGACCGUAUGGCUGCCAACAGUGCGGCAAGACUUUCAGUCAGUCCAGUCACCUUAAGAAGCAUCAGAGAAUUCACGUUGUCAGGCAUCUUAGUGUUGAAUAAAGUUUGACUUUCAGAUUAAUUGUCCAUGAAUCAAAAGUGAAGUGCAUUUGUUGAACUUUGGCCUAUUUGUUUGGACGUUUGGACGAGCGUAGCCUAACCUUUGCCACUUACUUACUACAUGGUCACAAAAGGUAUAAUGUAGACCACACUUUUUUUUGUGAAAUUGGGACUAGCUUGUGUAACAGUGUUGUGUCCGUCCCUCUUCUUGCCCCAACCUGGGCUCGAACC
Coregonus sp. 'balchen' is the source of this 1679-nucleotide messenger RNA. Lineage: Eukaryota; Metazoa; Chordata; Actinopteri; Salmoniformes; Salmonidae. The record is from the annotation of a GenBank genome assembly.